Molecule: messenger RNA, 2355 nt
Organism: Anolis carolinensis (green anole)
Lineage: Eukaryota; Metazoa; Chordata; Lepidosauria; Squamata; Anolidae
Gene: dnaaf1
Product: dynein axonemal assembly factor 1
Exons: 11
Coding region: 130-1647 (505 amino acids)
Molecular function (GO): protein binding
Source: RefSeq, a predicted model, not a curated record
GAGCAGCAAGAGGAGCAAAAGGAUAUUAAACACGUAGAAUUGAGCGGGGCAGGAGAACCAAAUACUGGAGGGCCAGCUCCACAGAAGGAAGGUGGCUCUGUGACUGACGUAUACCAACAAAAUCAGCCGAUGACAAAUGGGGAACAGAAGCCAGUGACUGACUCAUCCAGCGAACAAUCAGAACGAGGCGGCAUACGAAUGACCAAAAAGCUAUUGAGAGAUGUUUGCAAACAGCACAAGUUAUACAUGACCCCGUGCUUGAAUGACACCCUGUAUCUCCAUUACAAAGGAUUUGACCGUCUGGAGAACCUGGAAGAGUAUACAGGGCUGAAGUGCCUGUGGCUGGAAUGCAAUGGCCUGACCAAGAUCGAGAACCUAACCAGUCAGACCGAUUUGCGUUGCCUCUAUCUUCAUCUCAAUCUGAUUCAUAAAAUCGAGAACCUUGAACACUUGCAAAAGCUGGACUCGCUCAACCUCAGCAACAAUUACGUCAAGACCAUCGAAAACCUCUCUUCUUUGAAAGUGCUGCACACUCUGCAGAUCGCUCAUAAUAUGUUACAGACAGCGGAAGACAUCCAGCACUUGCAGGAAUGCCCAAGCAUUUGUGUUCUUGACCUCUCCCACAACCGGCUGGAUGAUCCCAAUAUUUUAAAUGUCCUGGAAACCAUGCCUGAUUUGCGUGUGUUGAACUUAAUGGGAAAUGCCGUAAUUAAGAAAAUUGCCAAUUAUAGAAGAACACUUACCAUCCGACUGAAACAUUUAACGUAUCUGGAUGACAGGCCUGUUUUCCCAAAGGACAGAGCGUGUGCAGAAGCCUGGGCUGCGGGGGGCUGGGAAGCUGAAAAGAAAGAAAGGGAAUCUUGGGAGACCAAAGAAAGAAAGAAGAUCCAAGACAACAUCGAUGCUCUCGCUGCUGUCCGGCAAAGAGCCAAGGAGAAGAAGAGGCAACGUGAAAUGGAAGAAAGAAACAGAACAGCAGCAGUCCAACAAGAUGUUCUAGGUGAAACCCCAUCUCCAAGUAAUGGCAUUGUCACCAGUAAUGCAGUAGAGUCUUUGGAUUCUGUGGAAAAGAUGGAAACAGAGCAGAAGAUUGAGAAGUUUGUGAAGGAAAGCCUGGAGGCCCAUGAAGAAACCCUGGCUGGAACAGCAAACUCGGAACAUCAGUUGGGUGGAUCAGAAAGUACUCCUUUGGACAUGCCAACAGACAAGAUGGCCAGACCAGGACCAAGACUUACUGAUCUCCCUGAUCCAACAGAUAUUGAAGAGAUUAAGAUGGAGCCACCAGAGAAGCUCUUCCUUGAUGAAUUGCCUGAUUUGGAAGAUGUGGAUACCAGCGACAAUUUGGCAGAGGAGGAGAUCUUCACUAGAAAGCAAACUUCUCCUCCAAAGAUUGAAGUGAUUUCUGAAGUCAACGAGGAUGAAGACUGUGCUGCUGAGGGAGGAACACUAAUUUCUGCGGAUAUCGUGCCAGAAGAGAUCCCCACCUCAAUCUUUUCAAAUGAAAAUAAGGUCCCUGGGGCUGAUGCCAAAGAGUCCUUACAGUCCAUCCUAGCCGACCUCCUAAAGCAAGAAAAAGGAGACUCUGAAGGGCACCCAGACCAGCCCUUGAGGCCCUUAAUUGAAGAGAUGGCUCCAGAACCUUAUUGAAGAUCACAAUUUCAUGGGCUGUAGAUCAUUUGCAGUGUUUGUCAAUCUGGCAACAAGUUGAUGUAAGCCAGGCAUGGGCAAACUUUUCCCUUCCAGGUGUUUUGGACUUCAACUAUUGGCUGUUAGGAAUUGUGGGAGCCAAAGUCCAAAACACGUGGAGGGCCAAAGUUUGCCCAUGCCUGAUGUAAGCCAUCAAAAGCAAGGAAAAUGCUUGUGAUUUGUGACAAAGUAUGUAAGCCAUGUUUGACCCACCUCGAGUGUAAUAAGACUCACCUGUCAGCCAUGUUUGCUAGUGCAGCAGUUCAGUUUCAGACAUCUUUUAUGCUUUACCUUCCUCUCACUGCCUGUGGCUGAUGUCAAAGUGGGGUUCCAUAUUUUGAAAACAAGCAUCCAAAGUUGUUAUACAUCUUGCUGCUAUGAAGAUUCAGUGUCACCAAGCCAGACAACUAACGUGAAAAAUUAUAGUCAAUUCCUCCUUAGCCUUUCUAAGGAGUUGUGUACAAAAAUAUUAGUAUGUUCUGACGAAAGCAAAGCGGAUUUAAGUCUAAAUGAUUCAAGAGGCUGCCAAGUCUUUUCUCCCAUUGUAUUCAGCUUCAGUUUUGCAGGAUUGUGUUCAGUUCGUAACUGGUCAUGCAGUUUCUCUGCUUAGUUCGACUAUGUGUUAGUUUUUAAUUUGUUGUUCAGUUGAAAUAAAAGCCUUUGUUCUCA